This is a messenger RNA of Rubroshorea leprosula, 3705 nucleotides long. The record is from the annotation of a GenBank genome assembly. NCBI's taxonomy places the organism in Eukaryota, Viridiplantae, Streptophyta, Magnoliopsida, Malvales, Dipterocarpaceae.
UUGCUGAGCGUUCUCACCAACACUAUCUUUUUCUCCUUUUUUGACUUUAGUUUCAAAGCUUUCAGUAGGCAUGGCUGGCAUUGGGAAGACAACUUUAGCAAAAUCAGUGUUCAAAGAAGUAAAAGAAAGAAGGAUGUACCAUAAAGUAGCAUGGGUUUGUGUUUCUAAUCAUUUUGAUGAGAAAGACAUUUUAGGAGGAAUGUUAGAAUCUCUUGAUAGAACUGCAGGGGGAAUAAACAACAUUGAUGCAAUACUUUGCCAUCUUGAAAGUGAGUUGGAAAAGAAAACCUUCCUUCUCGUUCUUGAUGAUGUGUGGAAUGAAGAUUCUAACAAGUGGGAUACCUUCAGCAGUCGCUUGUCUAAAAUUGUGAAAACCACUGGAAACUCUAUUAUUAUAACAACUCGCAGUAAUCGAGUAGUAUCUGCAAUAGAGACAUGUCCUGUGCAUAAGCAUGAAAUGAAAGGGUUAUCAGAUGAUGAGUGCUGGGCUAUAAUUGAGGAGAAAGUGCAUGGAUUUGCAAGAAGACUAGUAGAUGAUAAUUUAAAAGCUAUUGGGCAAGAUAUUGCAAGAAAAUGUAAGGGUUUGCCAUUGGUUGCAAAUGUGUUGGGAGGAACAAUGGGUCGCGAUAUUGGAGUAGAAGAGUGGCUGGCCAUCAAGAAUAAUAAUGCAUGGAAUUCACAAGAUGAUCAAAAGAUUGCACCAAUUCUAAAGAUAAGCUAUGAGCAUUUGUCUGGGCCUCUGAAGAAAUGUUUUGCUUUUUGUUCAAUUUUUGAAAAAGAUACUAUUAUGAAGAAAGAUGAAUUAGUUCAGCUCUGGAUGGCAGAAGGGUUCUUGCAUCCACCUAAUGAUGAAAACAGUUUGACAAUGGAGGAUAUUGGUAACCAGUACUUUGAUGAUUUGUUAUCCAAUUCCUUGUUUCAAGAUAUAAAAAGGAAUGCAAUAGGCAAUGUGGAAUCUUGUAAGAUGCAUGAUGUAGUGCACGAUCUUGCAUUGUCUGUCGCUAGUGGUGAAACAUUCAUUUGGUAUCAGACUGGUUCCAUUGAUGAAAAUUCUAAAAUUCGACAUUUGAGGAUCAAGUCUAAUGGGGGAGUGCUUCCAAUAGGAGUUUCUCAAAAGUUGCAUUCCUUGUUCUUACAUGCUGAGUAUGCUUUCCAUGACAUUGCCUCAGAUCUUAAAAGCUUGCGAUCUCUUAUAAUGUUGAGAGCUUGCAAUGAAGAAGAUCUAUCAAUUUCUCUUAGCAAGAUGAAGCAUUUGAGGUACCUUGAUAUCUCAAGCAGUCAAAUUAAAGCACUACCGAAAUCCUUCUCUAAACUCUACAACUUGCAAACUUUAAAGCUCAUGGGGUGCAAUCAUCUGAAGAGGGUCCCUGAUGACAUAAGAAAUCUUGUUAGCUUGAGGCAUCUUUAUUUCAAUUGUGAAAAACAUAUGCCAAAGGAGAUUGGGCAGUUGACUUCCCUUCAAACAUUACCACUAUUUGUUGUUGGAGUAGAAAAGGGAUAUAGAAUUGAAGAACUUGGAUGCUUAAGCCAACUGCGAGGGGAAUUGCACAUUCAGAAACUUGAAGAUGUAGGAUCCAAAGUAGAAGCCUCUAAAGCAAAAUUAAAAGAAAAGAAAAAAUUGCAAGGGUUGAAAUUUAAAUGGAGUGCAGAGAGAGAAGCCAACAACAAUAUCAACGAUGAACAGGUUCUAAAAGGUCUUCAACCUCACCCAAAUUUGAAGAGCUUAGUUAUUUGGUAUUACCAAGGAAAGAACUUCCCAUCAUGGAUGCAGGGUGUUGUCAAUAGUUCACUCAACAACUUGAUGAAGUUGGAGCUACGGCAUUGCAAUGAAUGCUUAUAUCUUCCGAGCCUCAGUCUAUUGUGUAAUCUCCAGUUUCUUGAAAUUGAGGGGAUAAAGAAGGUAAAAAGCAUGGGCAGCAGGUUCUAUGUGGAUCAAAGCAACAGGGUUGAUGGAGUAGGACCAGCUACACAAUUCCCAGCUUUAAAAGAAUUCAGUGUGGUAAAAAUGGAAAGCCUUGAGGAAUGGGUAGAAGUAGAAGGUGUGACUGUGUUUCCUUGUCUUGAGAGGUUGAAGAUUGAGGAUUGUCCUGAGUUGAAGACUUGGUCGAUGGGUGGAUUUUCAUCUAAUCAUAAGCUAUCUUCUUUGAGAAUAAGCGGAUGUCGCAAACUGAUGACUAUACCGAGUAUGGAUGGGCUCUCAUCUCUUAAAGCUUUAUCUAUAAGGGGAUGUUAUGAAUUAAUGAGUCUACCAAGUGGAUUGGGAUCUUGCACUUCUCUUCAGGAGUUGAGAAUUUCUGGAUGCAAAAAACUGGCUUCCAUUGCAAGUAUAAAUGAGCUCACAUCUCUUACAAGCCUUCAACUUUCUAAUUGUGAUGAAUUAAUAAGUCUACCAAGUGGAUUAGGAUCUUGCACUUCUCUUCAAGAGUUGAGAAUUUCUGGAUGCAAAAAAUUGUCUUCCAUUCAAAGUAUCAAUGGGCUCACAUCUCUUACAAGCCUUGAGCUUUCUAAUUGUGAUGAAUUAAUGAGUCUAUCAAGUGGAUUGGGAUCCUGCACUUCUCUUCAGGAGUUGAGAAUUUCUGGAUGCAAAAAACUGUCUUGCAUUCAAAGUAUCAAUGGGCUCACAUCUCUUACAAGCCUUGAGCUUUCUAAUUGUGAUGAAUUAAUUAGUCUACCAAGUGGAUUGGGAUCCUGCACUUCUCUUCAGGAAUUGAGAAUUUCUGGAUGUCAAAAACUAUCUUUCAUUCAAAGUAUCAAUGGGCUCACAUCUCUUACAAGGCUUCUGCUUUUUAAUUGUGAUGAAUUAACGAAUCUACCAAGUGGAUUGGGAUCUUGCACUUCUCUUCAGGAGUUGAGAAUUUCUGGAUGCAAAAACCUCUCUUCCAUUCAAAGUAUCAAUGGGAUCACAUCUCUUACAAGGCUUCUACUUUUUAAUUGUGAUGAAUUAAUGAGUCUACCAAGUGGAUUGGGAUCUUGCACUUCUCUUCAGAAUCUACCGACUGGGCUGGGAUCCUGCACUUCUCUUCAGAAUAUGGCAAUAUGGGAAUGUGAUAAUAUAAUUUCAAUUACUGAGGAGAUUGGGGAAUUACAUUCUCUCAGUCACCUAGUGAUCCGUAAUUGUGGAACGCUGAGGAGCAUUCCAGGGGAGUGCCUGUGUAGACUCAGCUGCCUGAAGCAGUUAUCGAUAGGUGGUUUCUUGUCAGAGUUGGAGGAAUUUCCUGGACUAACUUCCAUUCAUCAACUCCACGCCUCCCUUGAAGUAGUGAAAUUGAAUGGAUGGGAUAAACUAAAGUCUCUGCCACAUCAGCUUCAACAUCUCACUGCCCUCAAGGAAUUGAUGUUACGGAAUUUCAAUGGCCUGGAAGCUUUGCCAGAGUGGUUGGGAGACCUCACUUCUCUUCACAGGCUGCAGAUUUGGGGUUGCUCUAAUUUGACUCAUCUGCCUUCAAUUGAAGCCAUGCGACGCCUCUCCAACUUACGAUCUCUUGAAAUUGGGAGUUGUCCCAAAUUAGAAGAAAGAUGCGCCAAAGAAAGCGGCCCCGAAUGGGCCAAGAUUUCCCAUAUCCCCUACAUCAAGAAAAUUGUUGGGUAGCUGCAGCAGUAAUCCGAAUAAGAGAGUAAGGUACGUUUAAUUUCUCAAAUCUAAACUGUUUGGUGUAACGGAUUCAUAGCAUACAUUUGCAAGUUUAAUGAAACUUAACUUUGUUA